GCCCGUUUGGUUUUCGGGUUUCAUUGCUGGCAAGGUCACCGAGUCCCUAGACGACAUGGCAAACAACGAGAAGGUGACGGCAUACACAGCUGAGCUCACGGCAGUACUUUGGGCACUAAUGUGGGCCCUUGGUCAAGACACCGCCGCGCCCAUCGAGGUCACGCCCGAUGCCCUCAACGUUAUCAACCUGGCCAAAGGCGAAGCCCAAUGCCACGUACAUCCGAGGUUGGGGGCCGCCAUUCGCACGCUUGCUGGCCUCCUCCAACAAGCCCGACCUACCCAGUGGCACCACAUUAACUCGCACAUUGGGCACCCUUGGAACGAGCUCGCAGAUGGGAUAGCAGAUCAAGCUUCGGCCAGCGACCUGAUGGACCCGAACAUUGCAGCAGUGCAGGCGAUCGCUCACAACAAGUUCCUUUCCUGGGAAUGGUUACGCUCAGAGCCAGAUGCGGUCAAGGCCGCAUACCCUCCCUUGCGGAACAAAGACUUCAUCAUCGAGGCCACCCAGCCGCAGGCAGCCCCAGGAGCGAUCCAGAGGCCCAUCAGCACCACCACCAUCAAGGCCGACCUCAACGUGAAUUUGUGCACCUACAACUGCAGAUCACUCAAGGCCGCCGUCAGCUUCAAGUCGGGCAAAGGCAAGGCGGCCGGCAAAAGCAAGCAGAGCCUCUCCAAGGUCACGCACCUAGCAGCACAGUUUGCUGACAUGGGCCUGCACGUCGUGGCCCUACAGGAGACGCAGAGCGAAGGAGACGUCCGCAACGUAGGAGAAUAUGUUUGCUACUCCUCAGGCCACACGCAGCAGAACAGAGGAUGCGACAUCUGGCUCAACGUCUCCCAGCCAAUCAGCGCGAGUGGGGCAGCGAAGUACCUAAGUGCCAAAGACACCCUCGUCCUCCACCAGCACGACAGGCUCUUGAUCAUCAAGGCCCGCGUUGCAGGCACAGACAUGGUCAUCGCAUCAGCAUAUGCACCCCACGAAGACUCCCACGCGGCGGAGAAGAGAGAAUUCUGGGAGUCUGCUCAGCGAUUGUCUGCCAAGUACCGAGUGGACAUCUUCAUGGGGGACCUGAACGGGCGUCUUGGCGACUACGAGUCCCCAGGAGUUGGCACCAGUGGGUACCCAGAAGCGACCAACGGCAAUGGCAAGCACAUCAUCAGCUUCGCUGCCGACACCAACAUGGAGGUCAUCAACACCACGAGGGAUCCAGGCAACAACUCAUUUACGCAUGUCGGAUCGAAGGGGCAGCACCACAGGAUAGACUACAUCCUGCUGAGCUCCUCGAUCGCCCCGUACGUUGCGAGCUGCAGCACGGAGCCAGGUCUGGACCGAGGCACAGCUGCACAAGACCACAUACCAGUACUAGCCACCCUCAAGUGGGCCGUCUGCAAGACCACCAAGGCCUCAGGACCGAGGCCCGACCUGACCAACUUGAACAACGACGUCGCCAAGGCCAGCUUCAAGGAGAUUCUCAAGCAGGCCCCGAUCAUCCCCUGGGAGGUGGACGUCAACACUCACUGCGAGGAGGUCACCAGGGUCGUCAACGACGCGGCCAUCCAGGCCUUCGGCAAGGCCGUCAAGGCAGCGAGGAAGCCCUAUGUCACCAAGACUACCAUGGGCCUAAUCCGAGCCAGGCGCCUCACACUCCGAGUCCAUCGCGCAGUGCUCAGAGGAGAAGCCCAUGACGACCGACCUGGACGACUAGUAGCCCACGCCCACUCUCUUCUUGGAGGCGAAGUAGGGGACUCACUGUCCCUGUGGAGCAGAGAGCGUGGCGACGACGAUGGCACCAUCCACGACAUCCACGACUACGCGCACCUCCUCAUGAACUGGACGAUCUCGCCCAUGGUCUACGCCAUGGCCAUCCUUUCCUUCCUCACCAAGUCUGGGCCCCUCGUUGCCUCGGCCGUCGAGAAGGACCGAAGUGCAUUCCUCAGUCGGCUUGCCUCAACUGCGUCCUCCGCCUCCGCUGCGAACGACGCUGCGGCCCAGUGGAAGGCUUACCGCGACCUACUAAGGUAUGGCGGGAGGAAGGCGAAGUUCCCAGCAGGAAAGCCUAUGCGGCUCGACAAGGAUGGAGAGGUGAUCCACAACUCCCAGGACAUGGCGGACCAGGAGCUCAACCAUUUCGCGAAGAUACAGGCGGGCAAGAUCGUGACAGCGGAUGAUCUUGCCAACAAGUACAAUCACGACAGCAAGACCAGGCCCUUCGACGGCAUGCUGGAUCUCUCCAUGGUGAUGCCCCUGGCCGUUUGCCAGGCCCAGUUCGCCGCGGCCAAGGCUGGGACGCAAGGAGGCCCCGACGGGCUCACGAACGCUGUCCUCAGGGCGGCCCCCACAGAGGCAGCGAGGCUACUGCACCCCCUCUUCACCAAGGUGGCGACCACUGUACGGGAGCCGCUGAGCUUCAAGGGUGGAGACCUGGUCGCAAUUCCCAAAGGAAAAGGCGACCCACGGUACCUCCAAGCCUACCGCGAGAUCCUCUUAAACAACGUCCUGGGCAAGCACCACCAUAAAUACCUAAGGACCAUGCUCAACACUACCCUCGCCAUAGCGCUGGAGGACAUCCAGGUUGGCGGCCGGCCCAAGCGAGGGGUGGACAUGGCGGCCCUAGCAGCGCGCCUCUUCACAGAGAGAAGUCAGGCCCAAGGGAAGUGCUCCAUGAUUAGCUGCUACGACUUAAAGGAGGCCUUCUACUCGGUUGUAGUCCAGCUGGUUCAUGGCAUCCCAGGCGAGGAGGACGAAGUCAAGGAGGUGCUAGAGAACCUCGAGGUUCCCCUGUGGGCCCAGCCACAACUGGAGCACCUCGUGGCCAACCCAGGGAUACUCGACACAGUGUUGGACGGCUCCCACCUGGCUGCCCUCAUUGCAGAAGGUUACCGCAACAGGUGGACAUCACACAGGUUCUCCCAGAACCUCAUGGCGCCGCACAAGGGCACGAGGCCUGGCGUGCCCCUGGCCGACGCGGACUUCAAUCUGCUAUUCGGGCGAGUCCACCGCAUGAUUGACAGCUACCUUGCGCAGCGAGGGCUACGCAAGGACAAGCCGCUGGACAGGGGCGGAUCCCUGGGCGGCAGCGCGACGGGCCACAUCCCAAUUCGGCAUCUCGAGGCAGUCCGAGGGAUCACCCUCAUGCCGCGGCAAAUAGCGGAAAUAACGGAGGACGCCGAGGCGGGCGACGCGUUGGCGGAGGCCGCCCUGGCUUGGGUGGGGGGCUCCGUGCCGCCGGUUGUGGAUGAGUGGUUGCGCACAGGGGCCAUCACGGCGCUCCACAAAGCCAGCGGCGGCGUCCGCCCGCUCACGGUCCUCGCGCCGUUCCGCCGGAUCGUCCUGACCGGGUUUGUGGCCCACACCAAGGCUGUCACGCAGGCCGCGGCAGGCUCCUACCAGUACGGCCUUGGGGUGCAUGGCGGCGCUGAUGUUCAGUUCAAGGCGUUGCAAGCAGUUAUGCGCGACAGGCCGAGCAGCGUGCUGGUGGCGGUGGGCGUAUCCAACGCGUUCGGCACGCCUGCGCGCCGGGAAGUUAUCGCAUCUUUGCGAGGAGCACUUCCUGAGUACGGGAGCCUGCUUGCGAGACUCUACGCCAGGCCUGCUGUGGGGCUGUGGCGCGAUGGCACCGGUGACACGCAUGAGCUGCGUACCGGCGCCGGGUGGCUCGUCACCGCCUACCUGGACGACGUCGUUGCUGUGGUGCCGAGCGCGGAGGCAGAAGAGUACCUGCGACAGUUGUCCGGACUGCUGGGCCCAGGCGGUCUUGUGCUGGACCCCAGCAAGCCGAAGGUGUGGCUCCCCCCUGGCACUGCGCACUGUCCUCCCUCCCUCCAGUCGCACGUGAAGGACGAGCUCCAGGUGGUGGGCUGCAGCCUGACGCGUCGACAAGACGACAACUGGGACGCCCUGGCCGCGGGAGCCGGAGGCGGGGUGCGCGCCUUGGGCGCCGCCACCGAGACGCUCCAGGCUUUCGGGCAAGCGGUCUGGGAGGCAAUGGCGGCAGGACUUGGGCCACAAGAGGCAACGGCGAUGCUCAGGUGGACAGCCCAGGGCUUGCCGAACCACCUCUUGCGCUCGCACCUGCAGGACCUGGUGGCCGUCCGGGCCCACGACACGGUGCUUCGCGGCCUCUGGAAUGACCUCCUGGGCGUCGACAUGACCGAUCGGGCUCGAGUGGGUGCAAUCCUCCAGGAUGGCGGCCUCGCGGCAGGCGCGGCCGAGCCUCGGCGGGAGGCGGCGCACAUCGCCGCGUGGCUCGACGCUGCUCCGCGGGUUGCGGCGGCGCUUGGGGCCACCGGCGCAGAGGCUCUCCUCGCCGCGCGCGCUGCGGGCACGCAGGGAUUUGAAGCCGCUGUGGUGACGUACAACGCUUCAGUUGGCGCAGCCCACUGCCUGCAGACGUCGCUGGCCCAGGGAGAGCGCAACCGACAGAAGGACCUGGUGGGCCCGCGGAUGGAAGUGAUUGCGGGCGUCGCCAAAGCUGGCCUGGACCACCGCGAGCGCGGGGGGCCCGGGGGCUGGCGCUUUCACCACGUUGCCGACUAA
Molecule: messenger RNA, 4537 nt
Organism: Prorocentrum cordatum
Lineage: Eukaryota; Dinophyceae; Prorocentrales; Prorocentraceae
Source: the annotation of a GenBank genome assembly